AUGAUUACAAAGUUUAGCUUUCUCAGUAGAAACGAUACAUUCAAAAGGGCUCUAUUGAACAAGAUAAAAAAUAAGUGCAUUUAUUUUAAUUAUAUCAGAGCGUUCACUACCCAGGGUCACGAAGAAAUUGACGUGACAUUUGUAAAUCAGGACAAUUAUGAAAAAACCGUUAAAGCAAAAGUAGGAGAUAGCAUAUUAAAAGUUGCCCAUGAAAAUAGCAUAAACAUAGAAGGGGCGUGUGACGGUUUCUGCGCGUGUUCCACUUGCCACGUGAUCAUUGACGAAAAAUAUUACGACCUUUUGCCGGAAGCACUUGACAACGAAAUUGACAUGCUAGAGCUGGCCCCCUGCAUAACCGAAACUUCCAGACUAGGAUGCCAGGUGAAACUCAAAAAGGAGCUAGACGGAAUGAAGAUAAAGUUGCCCCCCAUGACGAGAAAUUUUUAUGUAGACGGUUAUGUCCCCACGCCGCAUUAA
Molecule: messenger RNA, 477 nt
Organism: Plasmodium cynomolgi strain B
Lineage: Eukaryota; Apicomplexa; Aconoidasida; Haemosporida; Plasmodiidae
Product: adrenodoxin-type ferredoxin
Exons: 5
Coding region: 1-477 (158 amino acids)
Biological process (GO): P450-containing electron transport chain
Cellular component (GO): mitochondrion
Molecular function (GO): 2 iron, 2 sulfur cluster binding
Source: RefSeq, a predicted model, not a curated record